AUGAUAAAAUCGGAGCUCCUUGCCGACGUUGUGGUAGCUCCCUUCCCCGGCGACAACGGCCUGCAAUCUCCAUCGGAGUCAAACUCGGAUAGCCCCAGAGUCCGCGGGCCGGAAGCCUCUGCGGACCAGCAACCCGCAGCUGCGCUGGGCGUCGCCCAAUCUCCAUCGGAGCCAAACCCGGACAGUCCUAGAGUCUCCCGGCUGGAAACCUCUGCUGAUCAACAGCCUGUGGCGCUGUUGUACGGAACCUGGCUCGACUUCCUCAAUCUUCAGACAGCCCCAUUGUGCACCGAGAACACGGAGAGGGAUCAAGGCCGUUCUUGCGCUCCUGUCGAAGAGUGCCAGAAUAGCCCGGUUGUAGCAGGGCCGUCGCGCCCGAACAAGCGAAGUCUGGACGGCUCCCUCUCGACGCAACCACUCACAGCACCUCCUCUUGAAUUCAACUUUCCUUGGGAUGCUUCUUGCAAUGCUCUGGAAGCAGAGCACGACCCAGAGUCUCAUGGUCAGACCCAUCCUCGGGUCUCCUCCUCCCCGUUCCCCAAGAGGGCACGUCACGCAGGCUCGAGACAUGCCUCACCGCCAAGAUACGAUAGCUCGUCCCUGUCGGAGGAUAGCGCAGAAACCUUGAUGAUGAGGGCAUCGAACAGGCACACGGUCACAGAAUGCCUGCUCAAGAUUUACUGUGACGUGCUGGAAAACAACCUCGCCUGCUGGCUCACCGACCAAACAUGCCCGUACACCACGAGCAUGCCGCAGACGGUAAACCUAGGCCUAGCUGCAACCCCGACGGCACCAGUGCUCAAUGGCUUUGGCCCCGCCCAGUUCUACCACCGCGUGGUUCGGCUGGACAGCGUGGCAGAAGAGAAUGAGAUCCUGUCCUUCACAGCAUCUGAAAGUCGGGCUGCGUCGAGAGCGCUCGAGCUGGCCAUCAUCGCUCUCUCAUUGCAAUGGUCUAGCUGCCGCAAUGUACAAGGUUACCGUCUAUGGAGACAAUCAGGCGGUGCUGCCAACCCCGAGGCGGAAUUGCACGACAUGGACGGCGCUGACUUCGAAAGCUACCUGCAGUCGGCUGUGUGGGAUCAAGCGAGAGAAGCGCCCCAGCGUGUCUCGGAGGUCGAGUCAUGCCGCGUGAUAUACGCAGAGGUUCUCUUCAGCCUCGCCCAGAAGCCAGCCACGACGGUCUCGUCCACCUCGUCUGCCAGGUCUGGUUCGCCAACAGAACCCUCCAUGGGCAGGGCUCGGUGUGGCCGAGUCUUCAGGAUACUGUGCCAGGGCGGUGCUCCCUUCAAGUUCGACGCCGCUCGGGAGGAGCAGCUUCGGGCAAAGCCAAAGUCCUGGGCGCGACGUGACAGCAAGCGUGCCGCUCCCACCGUCACGGUCGGCCCGGAAGAACGCGCUACCAUCGGAUUCCUAUACUGGCUGGCCGUCAUGUCCGACACGGUUUCGUCGUCGACGCACGAGAGGCCCCUUACCCUCGCCGCCGAGGAGGGGGCAUCCAGCUGUCCGGAGGCAGAACCCCAGAAGUCCUUGGACGGGGCAGGAAAAGUCGUUGAACAGCGUAGCCUGCGUUGGCAGCUUGAAUUCUUCAAGCCAGACAGGCCGUCGCAUCUUCACUGGCCAGCCUCCAACCUGGCCACCCUCGAGAGCAUCAGCCGAUCCGUUCUGAUCAAGGUCUUCAUCUUAAGGAAAGUAGCGCAGCUCCAGAACGCUCUGUGCAGACGUUGCCACGCCCAGAUCGACGACAUCGUCCAAAGCGCCAUUGCCACGUACCGCUGGUGGAACGUCACUCACGGGGCCCUAUUCCGCAAGUUGGCCCAGGUGUACUCGGGGCUUCCCUCCCACAUCAAGGCCUCGUUCAUCUGCGUGGUCAUUCCCUGGAACCUCGGGGUCAUGAUGAUGGCCGACCUCAUCGACUUUGCCGACGAGCGCGGGCUCGGACAGGAAGCCGCGAGGCAGGCCCGGUUCGAGUCCAAGCUCACGGCCCGGAUGGUCAGGUCCAGCUCACUGGAACUCGCCGACCUCGCCAGGGUGGCCUGCCCGAUCGAUGAGGAGUGCGGCAGCCCGAUCCAGCUGCCGGGCUAUCACCUGGCCGUCAGCACCAGCGCGAUCCUGACGGAGCCGUGGACCGCGCUGCUCGUCAGGGCGUUUGCCAGAGCGUCGAGCCACCACCUCGACAUCAUGGACGACUCCAGGUGCAACGAGUGGGAGGCGCUUGGCCACGAUGCCAGAGAGUUGAGGGAGCCGGAGAGGCGCGCCGAGGAGUGCAUCAGGGCGCUGUGGUUCCUCGGUCAAAGGUCCUCUAUGGCGCAAGAUAUAGCAAACCUGCUACUUGCGAGACUAACCCGCGACAGCUGA
Molecule: messenger RNA, 2355 nt
Organism: Fusarium keratoplasticum
Lineage: Eukaryota; Fungi; Ascomycota; Sordariomycetes; Hypocreales; Nectriaceae
Exons: 3
Coding region: 1-2355 (784 amino acids)
Source: RefSeq, a predicted model, not a curated record